CCCCCGCACCGGUCCGAGUUGCGGCCGCGUGGACUGCGAGGCGCGCCGCGCCGCGCCCUGGGAACGCCGCUCCCCGCGCGCCAAGGGACCCGGGGAAGCCCUUCUGGGGUCCGAGGCCGCGCUGCGGGGCCGCCCACGCUGCGCUCCAGGAGCCAGAGCCUGCAGGGUGGGUGUCGGGACAUGCUGAUCUUCCCUCAAGACAGCUGGCGGGCGCUCUGGUCAUGGAGGACUGCAAUGUGCACUCAGCCGCCAGCAUCCUGGCCUCGGUGAAGGAGCAGGAGGCCCGCUUCGAGAGGCUGACACGGGCACUGGAGCAGGAACGGCGCCAUGUUGCCCUACAGCUGGAGCGUGCCCAGCAGCCUGGCAUAGUCAGUGGUGGCAUGGGCAGUGGGCAGCCCCUGCCAAUGGCCUGGCAACAGCUGGUCCUCCAGGAGCAGAGCCCAGGCAGCCAGGCCUCACUGGCCACGAUGCCGGAGGCACCUGAUGUGCUGGAGGAGACCGUGACGGUGGAGGAGGACCCCGGCACACCCACUUCCCAUGUGUCUAUUGUCACAUCCGAAGAUGGCACAACCCGGCGCACCGAGACCAAGGUCACCAAGACUGUUAAGACGGUGACCACUCGGACAGUACGCCAGGUGCCCGUGGGCCCAGAUGGACUCCCCCUGCUGGAUGGCGGCCCCCCACUAGGCCCUUUUGCAGAUGGUGCCCUGGACCGGCAUUUCCUGCUGCGUGGUGGUGGCCCAGCGGCCACACUCUCUCGAGCCUACCUCAGCAGCGGGGGUGGCUUUCCCGAAGGCCCCGAGCCCCGGGACAGCCCCAGCUAUGGCAGCCUGUCCCGAGGGCUGGGCAUGCGGCCCCCACGUGCUGGCCCCCUUGGCCCAGGCCCUGGUGAUGGCUGCUUCACACUGCCUGGCCACCGGGAAGCCUUCCCGGUGGGUCCUGAGCCUGGGCCACCAGGUGGCCGCUCCCUGCCUGAGCGCUUCCAGGCAGAGCCGUAUGGCUUGGAGGAUGACACGCGUAGCCUGGCCGCUGAUGACGAGGGUGGCCCUGAGCUGGAGCCUGACUAUGGCACGGCCACAAGGAGGAGGCCUGAGUGUGGGCGGGGCCUUCAUACCAGGGCCUACGAGGACACAGCAGAUGAUGGCGGCGAGCUGACGGACGAGCGGCCUGCGUUCCCAACGGUGACGGCGCCCCUGGCCCAGCCUGAACGGGGCAGCAUGGGCAGCCUGGACCGGCUGGUGCGGCGCUCGCCCUCAGUGGAUAGCGCCCGCAAGGAGCCGCGCUGGCGGGACCCUGAGCUGCCUGAGGUGCUGGCCAUGCUGCGGCACCCCGUGGACCCCGUGAAGGCCAAUGCGGCCGCCUACCUGCAGCAUCUGUGCUUUGAGAACGAGGGUGUCAAGCGGCGUGUACGGCAGUUGCGGGGGCUGCCGCUGCUUGUGGCACUGCUGGACCACCCACGGGCUGAGGUGCGGCGCCGGGCCUGUGGGGCACUGCGCAACCUCUCCUAUGGCCGCGACACUGACAACAAGGCCGCCAUCCGGGACUGCGGUGGUGUGCCUGCCCUGGUGCGCCUGCUGAGGGCUGCCCGGGACAACGAGGUCCGUGAGCUUGUCACUGGCACCCUGUGGAACCUGUCAUCCUAUGAGCCCCUGAAGAUGGUCAUCAUUGACCAUGGCCUGCAGACGCUGACCCACGAGGUGAUCGUGCCCCACUCAGGAUGGGAGCGUGAGCCCAACGAGGACUCCAAGCCACGGGACGCCGAGUGGACAACUGUCUUCAAGAACACGUCGGGCUGCCUGAGGAAUGUGAGCUCCGAUGGUGCUGAGGCCCGGCGGCGACUCCGGGAGUGUGAAGGGCUGGUGGAUGCGCUCCUGCAUGCCCUGCAGUCGGCUGUGGGCCGGAAGGACACUGACAACAAGUCGGUGGAGAACUGCGUGUGCAUCAUGCGGAACCUGUCCUACCACGUGCACAAGGAGGUGCCCGGGGCCGACAGGUACCAGGAGGCCGAGCCCGGGCCCCUGGGCAGUGCUGUAGGCUCCCAGCGCCGGAGGCGGGAUGAUGCCAGCUGCUUUGGUGGCAAGAAGGCCAAAGAGGAGUGGUUCCACCAAGGAAAGAAGGAUGGUGAGAUGGACCGGAACUUUGACACGCUAGACCUGCCCAAGCGAACUGAGGCCGCCAAAGGCUUUGAGCUGCUGUACCAGCCCGAGGUGGUACGUCUCUACCUCUCCCUCCUCACGGAGAGCCGGAACUUCAACACCCUGGAGGCUGCCGCCGGCGCUCUGCAGAACCUCAGUGCCGGCAACUGGAUGUGGGCCACGUACAUCCGCGCCACAGUGCGCAAAGAGCGCGGGCUGCCGGUGCUUGUGGAACUGCUGCAGUCUGAGACCGACAAGGUGGUGCGCGCCGUCGCCAUCGCUCUGCGCAACCUCUCGCUGGACCGGCGCAACAAAGACCUCAUCGGGAGCUACGCCAUGGCCGAGCUUGUGCGGAAUGUGCGCAAUGCACAGGCUCCGCCGCGACCGGGGGCCUGCCUGGAGGAAGACACCGUGGUGGCGGUGCUCAACACCAUCCACGAAAUCGUGUCCGACAGCCUGGAUAACGCGCGCUCGCUCCUGCAGGCACGCGGGGUGCCAGCGUUGGUGGCUCUCGUCGCCUCCAGCCAAUCGGUACGCGAAGCGAAGGCGGCGUCACACGUGCUGCAGACUGUGUGGAGCUACAAGGAGCUGCGUGGUACCUUGCAGAAAGAUGGUUGGACCAAGGCGCGCUUCCAGUCAGCUGCUGCUACUGCCAAGGGGCCUAAGGGAGCACUGAGUCCUGGGGGCUUCGAUGACAGCACGCUGCCACUGGUGGACAAGAGCCUUGAGGGCGAGAAGACUGGCAGCCGGGAUAUGAUCCCCAUGGAUGCGCUGGGCCCAGACGGAUACUCCACGGUGGACCGGAGGGAGCGGAGGCCACGGGGCGCCAGCUCUGCAGGAGAGGCCUCUGAGAAGGAACCCUUGAAACUCCACCCCAGCAGGAAGGCCCCUCCCCCCGGGCCCAGCAGGCCCGCGGUCAGGCUGGUGGACGCCGUAGGGGACGCUAAGCCUCAGCCCGUUGAUUCCUGGGUCUAGCUUGCAUGCCUGGUACGUUCUCUCAUCUGGUUGUUCGUCCAGCUGUUCCUGCCCUCUGGGCCAGGGCUUCUUGUUAGUCUCCGCUGCCUGCACGCUCUGCUCUUCCCGCACGUUCCCCGCAGGACUUUGGCCUCCAGUCCAGCAGCCCAGUGGCCCAUUCCCGGAAAGACCAGGCAGAGGUCAGAGAGGGAGGGUGCUCCCUGGGCCCACAGCCCUGUCCCAGGCACUGUGGGAUCAGGGGCCUGAGGAAAUGGGACCAGAGUAGGGAUGGGCACCAUAUCCUCCAACGCCCUUCGGGGACCAGCAAGUCAGGAUCAGCCCUGGUGCCAAGACCCUUGGGGUCAGCCCACACCACCCAGGGCAGAUGCUUCUAUCCACAUCUCCAUCCAUGUAGCUUGUGGAGUUGGCUGCCCUGCCCUGAGGUUACACGUGGUCCUGUGCCACUCAGUGGCUGCAGCGUCCACCAUCCCCUCUCCCUCUGCAGGGCCCAGGCCCAGCCUCUUGUUCUUAGGGCUUGGAUCGUGGAAGAAGGGCCACCCUGAGCAGAUCGUGCCGUGGAGCUUGGAGCCCCCUGGCGGCAGGGGUUGGCAGUGCCUCGCCCCAGCCAAGCCUGACUUUGGGGACACCCUCCUGCCCCCCACCCCACUCCCCCCAUCCUACCUAACUCCCUAGGCCUGAGAUAGCUGUUUACUGACAUGGUGCUGUGUGUGAGCGAGUGACAGAAGGCCCGAGGAGGCCGACUGGGCUGCUGGGGCAGGGCCCAGGGAGGUGGCAGGGAAGGGUGCCUGACUGGGCUUUGGGGCUGGUGGGAUAGGAGGGUGCCCCUGGGAACACAGUGCCCCAGUGGUGCGGGCCAGGUCUGGUGCCAGGGGCAGGCAGCUAGGCAGGGAGGGGGCUGGGAAAGAACUUGGACUUCUAAAGGCGGAGGGUCUCCCUGGGCACCCUGCAGGCAGGCUGACCACAGUGUGGGGGGUGCCCCACAAGGCCCAGCCCUGGGCAAGGAAGCUUUGGAAGCAGCAAGGUGGGGGUCAGGCUACAGGUGCCCCACCUCCCCAGAGCCCUGCAGUCACGUGAGGCCCCUGUGCAGUAGAGAGCCUUUCUCCAGCCCAUGCUGGCUGGGGCCAGGGCUGCCGCAUCUGCCUGGAGCCUGGGCAGCACCUCCGGGACUGACCUUCGGCAGUGGCUUGGGGACUGCUUUCAGUGCCUGCUGUUCGGGACUCAGAAACAGAAGAAAAACACUGAGAAAAAGCAUUAAAAAUAAGCCAAAAUAAGACUAUUGGUAAACACCUAAAUUUUUGUAAGAAAAUUUAAAAAUUAAAGCAGCAAAGGAA
Molecule: messenger RNA, 4441 nt
Organism: Pan troglodytes (chimpanzee)
Lineage: Eukaryota; Metazoa; Chordata; Mammalia; Primates; Hominidae
Gene: ARVCF
Product: ARVCF delta catenin family member
Exons: 19
Coding region: 222-3110 (962 amino acids)
Biological process (GO): cell-cell adhesion
Cellular component (GO): adherens junction; cytoplasm; plasma membrane
Molecular function (GO): protein binding
Source: RefSeq, a predicted model, not a curated record